Perognathus longimembris pacificus (Pacific pocket mouse) is the source of this 1882-nucleotide messenger RNA. It is a transcript of the gene Sla2, whose product is annotated as Src like adaptor 2. Gene Ontology annotation, molecular function: protein binding. The record is from RefSeq and is a predicted model, not a curated record. NCBI's taxonomy places the organism in Eukaryota, Metazoa, Chordata, Mammalia, Rodentia, Heteromyidae. The coding region runs from base 502 to 1419 and encodes 305 amino acids. The transcript has 8 exons.
CACCAAUUUGAUUCUACACAAGAUGUUUGUAUGAACUUCCAUAUACUUUGUCUUGAGCUAUGGUGUAACUCAGUGUGGAAGGCUCAACUAGCAUGCAUAAAGCCCUCGGUUGAGUUCCCAGCAGCAUAAUGGACAAAAAAAGCAUGAGGCAAUAGCUAUUCCACCAGUACCAGGAACUCAGGCAAAUGGUUCCUCCAUGGUGUGUGAUGCUGUCAGCGGAAAUGUGGUUGUAAGAACCACAGAGUCUGCAGACAAGAACUGGAGCUAAGACAAUCUGCACCUGAGUCUGUACAGAGCUGAACCCUGUCACUCCUUCCCUGGCCUGGCUGUGCUGAGGGGGCUGCCUGACCCAGGAUCCCUGAGGAACACAGACUUCAUAGCCUACUCUCGUGUCCAGACAGCUGACCAUAGAGAAGCUGAGCUCCCCAAGUCAACACAGAGUCUCUAGAAGAACCUCCUGGCUGAGAGAGUUGUGGGUGUCCUGAGACCCAAGGUGAUUGAAUGACAUGCAGAACCUUUGAGGCCAAAGCAUUUGAACUACCUGGAAACCUGCAGGCCUCUGAUGGCAACAAACUGAGUCUGCUGAGAAUGAUGGGAAGUCUGCCCAGCAAAGGAAAACCCCUGCCAAACCCAAGCUUGCAUCCUUCUGUCCGAGGCCAGAGACCUGUACCCUUGCAAGCAGAGAGGACCAAGGCCACAGCAGUGGCCCUGGGCAGUUUCCCGGCAGGUGAGCAGGCUGAGCUGUCUCUGAGACUAGGGGAGCCCCUGACAAUCAUCUCUGAGAACGGAGACUGGUGGACAGUGCUGUCAGAAGUCUCAGGCAAAGAGUACAAUGUUCCCAGCGUGCAUGUGGCCAGACUCUCCCAGGGGUGGCUAUAUAAGGGUCUGAGCCGGGAAAAAGCUGAGGAACUGCUGUUGUUGCCUGGGAACCCCGGAGGGGCCUUCCUUAUCCGGGAGAGCCAGACCAGGAAAGGCUGUUACUCCCUGUCAGUCCGACUUAGCCGCCCUGCCUCGUGGGACCAGAUCAGACACUAUAGGAUCCAGCAUCUUGACAAUGGCUGGCUGUAUAUCUCACCGAGCCUCACUUUCCCCUCGCUCCAGGCCCUGGUGGACCAUUACUCAGAGCUAGCAGAUGGUAUCUGCUGCCUCCUCAAGGAGCCCUGUGUCCUGCAGAAGUCUGGCCUACUCCCUGGCAAGGACACGCCCCAACCCAUGGCUGUGCAGAGGACAAUGCUCAACUGGAAAGAGUUGGACAGCUCCUCCCUGUUCCUGGAAGCUCCUGCAUCAGGGGGGGCAUCUCUUCUCAGCGAGGGGCUCCGGGAGUCCCUCAGCUCCUACAUCAGCCUGUCUGAGGGCAUUUCGUUGGAUGAUAAGGCCAAGAGCAGAGGCCGAAAGAGGGAUCAAGGCUGGAGCACCUAGAACCCCAACUCAGAUCAACCUGACUGAGCGCCGCAGAGGCAAAUGUUGUGCAUCGUGUGCGGAGGGCCAAGAAAUCACUGACCUUCUCCAAGGCCUUGACCUGCCUGGCCUCUAGUUUUCAAAGCCAGGGCUCCAGAGAAUAAAUGUCUGGAGUCUGACCUAAUCCAUUUGCCAUUGGGAUGUCACCUCAAUCCCUGCCUCCCAAAUCCCAUCCUGCAUCCCCAUUGCUCAAUGCCAUACUACAUGGUAGAAACCACCUUAGCACCAAGGGAGAAAGAUCAUUUGCAGAGACUACAAGUCUCAGAGGAGAAAGGCAGUCAGAGCAACUGAUGGCUCCCCACAGCAGCCUUCUCUGCCAGCCUCAGCUCUCAGACUGCAUCUCACUGUGGCUUAUCCUUCAGAGCAGGCCAAGCUCUCCCAACCACCCUAGUUUUGCCAUCUUGUGGCCAAAUACAAAAUGACA